AUGUCGACUCCCCUAUCUGAACGUCCGGUCGUCCCUGAUGAUGGCGACCCCAAGGAGACAGUUGAAACCGUGUCCGCUGCCGACGAAUGGGCUUAUGCCGAGAUUGCUGUGGCCCCUCGAGGAUUUGAUCAGCUGUCCACCGACAGAAUGGCUUAG
Messenger RNA from Anthostomella pinea, 156 nucleotides. Lineage: Eukaryota; Fungi; Ascomycota; Sordariomycetes; Xylariales; Xylariaceae. The record is from the annotation of a GenBank genome assembly.